CAAACUGGAUCUCUGACCAUCACAAACAUCACAACUGAACAUACUGGACGAUAUGAAGUACUGAUUAACCAGCCAAUGAGGAUAACAUUCAUUCUUACUGUUUAUGAAGAAAUAUCAGUGACGGAGGGAGAUUCAGUCACUCUAAACUUCAAUCACACUGAAUUAAGGAAAAAUGUAAAGAUAUUUUGGAAGUCUGGAUCAGAAUCUACUUUCAUAGCUCUCAAGCUUCAGGCAUUUGGGAGAUUCAGAAACAGAUUGAAUCUGGACAAUCAAACUGGAUUUCUGACGAUCACAAACAUCACAAAUGAACAUGCUGGAAUUUAUAAACUAGGGCUUAAAAGAACUGAACCAUCAUCAAAUGCAUUCAGAGUUUCUGUCUAUGCUCGUCUGCCUGUUCCUGUCAUCAGCAGUAACUCUUCAAAUUCUUCUUCAUCAUCAUCACAGCAGAAUUGUUCAUUGUUGUGUUCAGUGGUGAAUGUGAGACAUGUGAGUCUCUCCUGGUACAAAGGAAACAGUUUAUUGUCCAGCAUCAGUGUGUCUGAUCUCAGCAUCAGUCUCUCUCUACCUCUGGAGGUGGAAUAUCAGGAUAAAAACAUACACAGCUGUGUGAUCAACAAUCCCAUCAGCAACCAGACCACACAUCUGGACAUCAGCAAACUCUGUCACACAUGUUCAGACUCUGUCCACUCUUGUGGUUCUACAGAAGCUGUGAUCUGAUUGGUCCUCUCUGCUCUGGUGGGUGUGGCUAUUGUCAUUCUUCUGGUUUAUGACAUCAGAUCCAGAAGAGCUGAACAAGAUCAAGCACAUAUUCACACAUUAGAAACCUAAAUUGUGUAAUUUCUCAUAUAUCUAUGUUAUGUUUAUCAUUUAAUAAUCUUAUUUUUACAGUAGCUUUAUAUUCAUCUGCUGGUAUUGAUGCAGCUCAUUUUCAAAUGCUCAUAUAAGUAUCAGUGUUUUCAUGAUAAAUACUGAAGAUUAUUAUUGUACAGAUUCAGUUUGAGGACUUUGUUUAUACGUCCGUCAUAUUAGACACACAGAUCCUACU
Molecule: messenger RNA, 1045 nt
Organism: Labeo rohita (rohu)
Lineage: Eukaryota; Metazoa; Chordata; Actinopteri; Cypriniformes; Cyprinidae
Exons: 4
Coding region: 76-717 (213 amino acids)
Source: RefSeq, a predicted model, not a curated record